AUUACAUACUCAAGAGAGAAUGAGCUCGGCGUCUCAGCCUUGUAGGUGUGAAGCUCGCGCAGUCUUCAGGGCAUGAACGAUCAUACACCAUGGCGGUCUUGAAGGAGUCUCAGAUAGAGCAGGCCGAUCGCGCACGUCUCCAGCAGAUAUGUUUCUUGAAAACCGACAGCGAGAAGGCCGUCGUGCCGCUGCGUGCGAAUGUGGCGGUUCGAGCGGAAGAGAGAGAGCAGAUGGAAUCUCACCUUCUCCGCCAGUAUUCUCGCGACUCAUGGCCCAAAGGAUUCUAUCAGGCUGCCUGCCCACAUCCCAUACUGGUUCACCCGCAGCAUUACCAGAAUAUUCAGGCUCUGCAUGAGGCGCUGGUUCUGGCCAUCACCAAUAUCGUGGAAAGAUGGUGGACUGAUAGCGUGGCUAAAUUUCCGGAGAGGAUGCCUUUGGAGCCACAGGAAGAGGAUCUUUUACGGUGGAUGGCGCAUGAAGCUGCCGACGCGGUCCGUCCAUACAACCAGUGUCUUGGAUCCUGGCGGCCCGAUUUUCUCAUCGACGAAGCAACCCCUGGUGCCGAGCCCGGGUCAGUCGAAGAGCAGUUUGUUAUCUGCGAGAUCAAUGCUCGUUUCUCUUUCAACGGCUUCUGCGUAAGCGCAGCGGGGCAGCAGGGCCUGAGCGACAUGGGAAACGAAGAAAAGGGCCUCUUAAAUGUCUUGGAGCCCGACCAGGUUGUCAAGGGACUGCUCAGCUUGUUCGAUCCCACCCGCCCACUCCACCUCCUGAAAGGCGAAGAGUACGGGAUUGACAUCCACCUCUUUGCCGUGGAGGUGGAACGGCGGACGGGGACCCCCCCCAAAUUCAUCACACCGGACGACCUGCGCCUCCUGCCAUGUGAAGACUCUGAAUUUGGAUACAAGCUGUGUGCGCUCGCCAAAGAUGAGACUCGCAAGCUGCCCGCGAGUCACAGGUCGGCCAGGUUUAUCCACAACGCAGAGGUGCUGGAGGAGAUCCACCAGGUGGGCUUGGAGCUGCAUCAACGCGAACUCCGAGCACUGUCUCCCGAAAUGUUACGGCAGCUGGCUCUCCGCUGUUUUAACGACCUGCGGACGGUGUUUCUGGUGCACGAUAAGAGAAUGCUUGGCAUCGUUCUGCAGGAGCUGGACGCGCUGGUCGGCCAGCACGGCGUUCUGAGCGAAGACCAGGCGCGGGUGCUCCGGGACGGCAUCGCGGAGACAUUCAUACCGGGCUCGCCGGAGUUGGAGGAGUUUGUGCUCCGGUGCAAGAGCCAGCCGGAGGCAAAGGAUGGCUACCUGCUAAAGCCGAUCCGCAGCGGCAAGGGCGCCGGGAUCAUCUUCGGGGACGAAGCGUCUGAAGGGGAAUGGAAGGCGAAGCUAGAUGGCUUGAGGCGAGCGGCUCUCACGCCGGGCGAGACAAGCUACAUCGUCCAGCGCCAGGCCAGGCAGCCCACGUAUCCCGUCCUGCUGAGUGAGGACGGUGGUCUGCAGCACAACCGGAUGAUAGGGACGUUCAUGGCGGCGCACGGGAAAUUUCUCGGGCUCGGUAUCUGGCGCUGCGGGCCGGAGCGUAUCUGCGCGGUCAGCCACGGAGGUGCAUUCAUGUUCUCGGUGAUGAGCUCUCACCACCGGGUUGAAAAGGCCAGUGAAAGGUGGAGCAUGUGGAAGUAUUUCAGAUGGCUGCACUCCAUCGGUUCCUGGGUGAGGCGACGGUUCGCGGCGCAAAGCGUGUAGAUUAGCAAAUUUGACCUUGGAGCGUUAGACUAUGAAUGAUAUUGUUUUGUCUCUC
Coccidioides immitis RS is the source of this 1791-nucleotide messenger RNA. RefSeq lists its product as uncharacterized. The transcript has 3 exons. The coding region runs from base 90 to 1736 and encodes 548 amino acids. NCBI's taxonomy places the organism in Eukaryota, Fungi, Ascomycota, Eurotiomycetes, Onygenales, Onygenaceae. The record is from RefSeq and is a predicted model, not a curated record.